Messenger RNA from Ctenocephalides felis (cat flea), 3544 nucleotides. Its product is annotated as tetratricopeptide repeat protein 14. Gene Ontology annotation, molecular function: protein binding. Lineage: Eukaryota; Metazoa; Arthropoda; Insecta; Siphonaptera; Pulicidae. The record is from RefSeq and is a predicted model, not a curated record.
GUUGAUGGUGUUUGAUGAAGGAGUGUUUGUUAUAGACUUGUACAGGCUAGUGUUAAAUAUAAUAUACGCAUGAGAAGUAGUGAAAAGUGUUAAAUAUUAGUGGCAUGUACCGCAACAAUUGAAUUAUUGAUGAAAUUAGAAAUGAUAUUAGGGCUACGUGAUCGUGAGGACAUACUUAAUAUUUUAGGAUAUUACUAAUAUUUGGAAAUGGAGACGCAAUUAUCCGCGGCUUUAAUAGCCAAAUCCUUAAAUUAUCAUGGACAACAACUACAGAAAAUAUGGGAGAGCGAACGUGGCGAAAAUGAUUUAUAUAAAAUUGGCGUUCCCACACCUGAUUAUGCAGAAUAUCAAGUUAGGCAAAAAUUCUUAAAUUUUCAAGACCGGGGAAAGAGAUUGAAACUGCAGCAGUUUAUAGCCAAGAAAGCUAGUUUUUUAUUCGAUGUCGAUUUGCUACAAGAUUUGACUCCUACUGAAAAGCCUAAAAUCGAUGACAAGGACAGUGAAAAGAUAUAUGCGGUGCUCCCACCAUUUGAACUAUUUAUGAACAUGGAUAAAACAAAUAGGCAAAGGCACUUUUUUGAGGUUGUAAAGGCUGGUGAUUUAGUUAUGGGCACCAUUAUUAACAAAAGUACUUCAGGGAUGCUUCUCAAGAUUUUAUGUACAGUUGGCCAAGGUUCUAGUUGUCGAUUUGUUGCUGAUAUUAAUGUCAAGGCAUUCUGUUCUAUGUCAAAUACAAUACCAGCUUUCGAUGUGAAGAAGAAUACUACACGUGGCUAUGCCGUAAACGAUACUGUCAUUUGUGAGGUUCUAGAAGUAAUUCCAGACACCGAUAAAAUGUCCGUAGGCAUGAAGGGGUCAAUGCGCCAUACUGAAGACCCAACUGCUCCUCCCCUUGGAUUAAUUCAUGCCGAUGACUAUCCUAAUAUGUACAAGAAAGCUCUUGAUGCAAAAGGGGAGACUUACCAUGCAAUGCUUUCAAAAUGUCCUGGAUUCAACAAUCCAACUUGCAUUCAAUAUCUAUCUGAUAUUUUGGGCCUUGGAUCAGAAAAUCAUUCAAAUAUGAAAGCCUUCAGAAAACGUUUUCCUCAGCAGGAAUAUGUUAAUGAAUUACGACAGGCUCAGGCAAGUAAAUGGGCUUUCCGUUCUGUUGCUGAAGGAAUUGAACAUUUCAAAUCCAAUCGGCAUACUGAAGCUUUUGGUUGCCUAAAUAAAGCUCUAUCUAUAGAUCCAAGAAAUGUAGAAGGAUUAGUUGCAAGGGGUGCAUUAUAUGCUAAUACAGGAUCCUUUAAGAAAGCUAUAGAAGACUUCGAAAACGCAUUGAAAUUAAAUCCUGGUCAUGCUAAUGCAAGAAAAUAUAUGGGAGAAACAUUAGUCGCUUUAGGUCGAAGCUAUGAGGACGAUCAUAAAUAUGAUGAAGCCAGAAAAGCUUAUCAAGAUUGUUUAGCAAUUAUUCCAUACCACGAAGAAGCUAAAAGUUCUAUUGAAUACUUGAAGAACAAAAGUGGAGCGGUCAAACCAUUAAUCGAUGCUGGAGAAUUGCUUUUACCAAACCUGGUAUCUAGACAAUCCAAUCUUGAAGAUGAUGGGAAUGAAAGUCGUAAGGAUGGGUCUGGUAAGAAAAAGAAGAAAAAGGGCUCAAAAAUGAAGAAAAGACGGAACAACUCUAGCACUACUUCUAGUAGUAGCUCUUCUGACAGUUCACAAAGCAGUGAUAGUAGCUCCGAAAGUAGUUCAGAAAACAGUUCUAGCUCAACAGGCUCUGAUAAUGAAGGUGGUAAAAGGCGAAAGAAAAAGCGUUCUUCUCGUGAUCAUUCUAAAGCAAGAGGUUCUCUUUCACCUUUGAGUAAACGUAUGGCUUUGAUGGAUCCCCAACAACCACACAGUAAUACUGCAUCAAAUACUUUGCAGUUCAAUAAAGGUGCUCCACAAGGAGAUGAUUACGAAAAUAAGGUUCGAAAAUUCUUAGAGAUGACCCGUGAAGAUUCUGACUAUGAAGAGAAAGUUCGCAAGUUUUUAGAAGAAACUGCGAGGUUUAAAAAACAAAAGACAAUUCUGGCUGAAUCAGAAUCCUCAGUAGCGAAACCUAAGAGAAAAAAGAACAAGAAAGAUAAAUCUGGUGGUAAAGUUAAAAAGGAAAGCAAACGCAAACGCAAAGAACGUGAACGUAAAGAGCGAAAGGCAAUGAAAAGAGGUCGCCCAUUUGAUCUUAGAGAAUUUGAACAACAAAUGGAAAGCAAAAAGUUCAGAGAUGCUUUAAGAAAAGAAUUAUCUUCUCACAAACAUGGAGAGAUAUUAGAUGAAAUGAACAACGCUUCUAAAAAACAUCGAUCUAGAAAUAUCAGCACUGAUGAUGACAAAAUGUUCAAUCCAAUUUCAAAAGAUCUAGAUGAUUUGGAUGAAUUGGAGACAAAAUUGAAUGCUUAUUAUGCUAAAAUGGAAAAAGACCCCAUUUCUAAAAGGUCUGGUUCGCAAAUGAGUUUACAUGAAGAAUCACCUGAUCACAAUAAUCUAGGCAGAAGAGAACAUAAGAAUGCUCCUCCGCAUCUUGAAAAUUAUCCUCCAGAACCUGAUUCAGUGGAAGGGAAAUGGAAAAUGCAAUUUGGGAAAGAUAAUAGAUUUGCUGCGAAACAAGAGACUUCUAAAAAUAAGCUGGUGAAAUCUUAUCCUUUUGCGGCUUCUGAAUCUGAAGAUGAAAUGAAAGCGACAAAUAAUAUUGCAUUACCGCCUACCCCGACUGAAAGCAAAAUGGCGCGUAAAUCAUCAUCUAAGGCAGCCCCUCCACCUCCGCCCCCUUCAAGAAAACCUGAGGAAUUAAAACCGCCUUCACCAAAACAGCAGCCUAAAGGAAAUGUAGUUUUGGAUAAAUUUGGGAAUUUCAGAUUGGUUGAAGAGCCACCACCAGCAUUGCCAAAGGAUGACCCAUCACUCAUGGAUAGAAAAUCUCGUAGCAGAUCUAAGCCCAGAAAUUAUAGAUCAGGCAGCAGUAGAUCAAGAUCCAGAUCCAGCAGAGGCAAGCGUUCUCGCAGUGGAGGCAGCUAUCGCAAAUACAGCCGCAGCCGCUCUCGUUCUCGCAGCUACGCCAGCGGCAGCCGGUCCCGCUCUCGUUCCCGUUCACGGUCCCGCUCGUACGGCUCGAGAUCUCGUUCUCGUUCCCGCUCCUAUCGAAGCAACAGCCGCGGUCGCAGGUACGACCGCCGGCUUAACAAUCGCGGUCGCGGAGGAUGGGAUAAUCGCGGUACCUACUAUAAACCGCGGUUCAACAACAGUUUCCAGAAUCAAAAUCGCGGCGGAUUCCGCGGCAGAGGUGGAUAUCGCGAUUACGAUAGAAAUUACAGAGGUCGCGGCAGAGGAGGAGGAUAUAACAAUAAUUAUAGGAACAGGGGUCGCGGCCAGGGUCAUAGAGGUAGAUUUUUCAACAGGGGAGGUUUUAGAGAUUACAGGGAUAGAAGAUAUGAUAGAAGAUCCAGAGAUAGAAGUGAGGACAGAAGAAGUUACAGUGAUGAUGAUGAUCGAAAGGAUAGCAGAGAUCGCAAAAUGGAUGAUA